This is a messenger RNA of Metarhizium robertsii ARSEF 23, 555 nucleotides long. RefSeq lists its product as uncharacterized. The record is from RefSeq and is a predicted model, not a curated record. NCBI's taxonomy places the organism in Eukaryota, Fungi, Ascomycota, Sordariomycetes, Hypocreales, Clavicipitaceae. The transcript has a single exon. The coding region runs from base 1 to 555 and encodes 184 amino acids.
AUGGGACAUCACUCCAAAGGCAAAGAUAAGGCUUCCAAACGGCUACCGGACUCUUCCAGCAAAGUUCAAAAACUGCUGGACCAGGUGGCACAAGAACAAGCCAGAUAUGACCAGUACUACAAUGAGUACGCCGACAACGCACAACGAGCAACGGCAUACCAGGAGCAACUUGACGUUGAACAAGGCCAAUUAGCACAAUUGUCUGAUAGCAGUGAUGCAGCGCAAAGAGCCCGGGGUUAUGUUGGGGACCCCGAAAUGGGACCUGAGCAAGAGGCAUACAGGAGGCACAAUAGGCGCGCCGAUUUUGAAAGAAGUAUCACAACACUACAAGAUUCGAUUCAACAUUAUAACCGCAAGGCUGAGAGGGCGUCGAAAAAAUGCUCUGAGAAACAAAAAGAGAUAGCUGAUUUGCAGGCCAAGUUGCAAUCCCUGGCGGCAAAUCCUACAUUUGACACUGACAAAUGGUUCAUCCCGGGAACUGAUAGGCAUCCCGACUUUGACGAAGACGGACCAACUGGCAGUGUCAGCUGGGCCGGUGCAGGCCCAGCAUACUAG